CCUCUGUUCCCCCCUGUAGGUCGGUCAAGGGAUGCCUCACACAACCGGCAGUGACAAAGAUCUGGCGAAAAACCACCGGUCUGUUGGGUUGCCGUGUUUGCAAGAAUGCAGAGAGCCCCCAGCAGCAGCCAUACCUGCUUUCUGUGCACGUGCCACCUUCCUUGAGCCAUGCAGCCUUGUUGAUUGAUUCAUUGUGACGGGUCUAUUAAUGGAUGCAUGACGGAGGAGAACACGACUGGGAAGGUCAGUCAAAGCACACACCGAGGCUCUGACAAAACCAAGGAUGACAGAACCACCAAGGAGAAAAAAUGGAUGGAUUGAUGAAUGGAUGGAUGCUUGGUUUGUUUGUGUCUGCGGACGCAAGCAAGACGGCGAGCAGAGCCAAGCAUAACAGAACUCAUUGCAGGCAUAACAGAACGCUUCCCACACAAUCCUUGUGUGUGUGUGUGUGUUUCGGGCGCGGAGGCGUGUCUGUGUGUGUCAUGCCCUCUGUGUGUGUGUGUGUGUGUGUGUGUGUGUGUGUGACAGAUCUGACGGCCAACACGCGCAGCAGGGGCUGGUUCAGCGUCUGCCGCUGCCCCGUAACUCACUCACGGCAAUGCAUCUGAUCGCAUCUUCCAUCCCGUCGUCCGUCGUGCCGCCCUGCUUGGUCAUCAUCGGCUGGCGAGGACAAGGCGGCUGUCGCUCAGGCACUGGCAUCCAUCCAUCCUGCGGGACAGUGUCGAGAGCGGCGUGGCGAGCACCGAUGACCCUGCAGCACAGCCACAGGCAGAGGAUGGCAGCACAACGAAGGAGAGAGAGGAGGAGAGAGACCGUCCGCCCUCACCAUUCCCAUGGCCGGCCAUCAAUCGGAAGCUGAUGACCUUUGUUCCUCACAGCACCAAAGGCUCUUCGUGUCCGCGGCGUCCACCAAUAGGGCAUCCAUCCGCCCCACUGACGGCUGCUUCACGGUCCUCGAGGGCCCAACUCGACCGUCUUGGUAUCCCUCUGACGGCCCCUGCCACACUGGCAUACGGCCUCGUUGACCUACGGGUCGCUGCUGCCUUUAUCCAAGCCAUCAGCCGAGCAGUGGACACUCCCCAUGGUGCUGGCCCUCGACGAGUUCUGCCACUACGGUUACCUCUCUGCGGGCCUCUUAUAUUGGCGUCAGACUUCUGCUGUCUCUGUUGGUUGCGCUGCUGGCCGCCUGUGGCUCGGCCGCAGCACCGGAGAACACGGGCUUUGUCAAGCUGACCAGUGCAGAGGCCUCGUCGACUAUCAGCCAAGAGGAAAACUCGCCACUCAGAGUCAGUCUAGUCUGCAUGACAGACAGACAGGUACACGUGACAGACACACAGACAGACAGACAGACAGUCAAUCAGCCACUCAUUCACUAAUUCAGUCAAUCACUCAAUCACUCAUUCUCUUGAUGUGUGAAUGAGUGCAGUCAAUUCAGCCGGGGACAUCGUACUGGUGUUCGACGGGCGGCCACUCGGAGAGUGAGAAGGUCACCUGGACAGGCCACCUCGCACAAAAGAGACGAAUCAAGGGUACACACACACACAGGGACAGAGAGAGAGAGAGGGGCACACACACACAUGAUGUAUGUGACACUAUCAUGGUGUCAGGUGUGAAGAUUCGGUGGGCCUAUGGUCCUGGUCGGGUGGAGAUCGCCACAUCGGUUGACGGCAAGAACUUCGACACGGCGGCGGCGUGGCGCGAGGAGCCCGUGAGCGAGGAGGCGUGUAAGGAGCACAUCAUGUUCGCCACGCCCAAAUCCGCCAAGGCCGUGCAGAUCAUCAUAAAGGGACCACUGCAGAACUACUUCGGAAUCACCCAGGUGUGUCCACCCACCCAUCCAGCGCGUUCACAUCUCUAUCCUUCUACGCGUGGUUGUUGUCUCUCUGUGUGUAUGUUUGUGCAGGAGUUGAAGAAGGGGGAGGCCGAUGCAGGCGACGACAAGACCGCUGCCGAGCUCAAGGAGCGGCUGGAAGUGCUCACCAUGACCAGGUCAGUGAGGCACCACAGACGACCACUCAUCAUAUACCGUCGUGUGUCCAUGUUGGUUGUCUCUCUAUGCGUAUAGGCUUGAUGUGACGGCACAUCGAGGAGGGCCCAUUCAGCCGAUUGCUUGACCACGACGAAUG
Messenger RNA from Vitrella brassicaformis, 2126 nucleotides. The record is from the annotation of a GenBank genome assembly. NCBI's taxonomy places the organism in Eukaryota, Vitrellaceae.